Malania oleifera is the source of this 312-nucleotide messenger RNA. RefSeq lists its product as uncharacterized. The transcript is spliced from 2 exons. The coding region runs from base 1 to 312 and encodes 103 amino acids. Lineage: Eukaryota; Viridiplantae; Streptophyta; Magnoliopsida; Santalales; Ximeniaceae. The record is from RefSeq and is a predicted model, not a curated record.
AUGGCUUUCAAUCCCUUGGUUGUUAUUCUCAAAGAAAAAAAACUGGUUGGACGUAAUUAUAUUGACUGGAAAAGGAACUUGGAUAUUGUACUAACUGCAAAGGAGUACAAGCAUCUGCUCGCAGAGCAUCAGUAUAUGCCUUCUACCUAUGAUAUAAUGCAGAACCUUAAAGAAAUGUUUGGGGAUCAAAAUCGUGCUGCUAGGCAGACUGCUAUCAAGGAACUCAUGAAUACUACUAUGGCAGAAGGGACCCUAGUAAGGGAUUAUGUUCUGAAGAUGACUGAUCUUCUCAAUGAGUUAGAGAUCCUUUGA